Messenger RNA from Naegleria lovaniensis, 2868 nucleotides. RefSeq lists its product as uncharacterized. Bases 1 to 2868 code for a protein of 955 amino acids. The transcript has a single exon. The record is from RefSeq and is a predicted model, not a curated record. Lineage: Eukaryota; Heterolobosea; Eutetramitea; Acrasida; Naegleriidae.
AUGAACAGCGAAAGUAUGACCGAAGAUUUGAACACCAAUCUCAAUGUUCUUCAACAAGCAUCAAGUAUUUUGGAUGAGGAAUUGGAAGAAUUAGGGGAUGGUCCCUUUGGAAAACUGUCGUUGGAACAAUUAGCAAAGACCUCAGAUCCUUCUCUAUUCCUAAUGAUGGAUGGUUUAAAUUCGGGAUUUUCUUCCUUUGUACCAACACCACGAGAGGUUGUAAAUUCUACUUCUGAAACGGAGGAGGAAGCACAACAGUUGGAACGAGGGCAAUUAUUCGAUAAAACUAUUCCAUUGAAAGAAGAGAAUGAAACGAAUUUUCAUCCCUUAUUAUUGCAAGAUACUGAAUUGUUUACAAGAUAUGUGACUCCGAGUGGAAAUGUCAUUGAGAGAAUUGGAUCUGAAUCUAUACAGAUCAAUCAUAACAAGAUUAUUCAGUUUCCGAACAAUUCCUUUGGAAACAACAACGAGCUCAAUAAUACAAAUAUUGAACACAAUAGUCAAGAAUUAACUGAAUAUAAGGUAACAAUGAAAAGCCCUCAAGACGAAAGCUCAAUGAUUGUUGAUGAAGCAAGUUUAAUACCUACAUUUACAGAGAGAAAAUCUGUGGCUCAUAAUAUUCGUCUUUUAGCUGCCUCUAAAUUAUUGAAUGAAAUUCCCGAUGAAGAAGAAGAGUGCAGUGAUGAAUGGCUUGUAUCUCCUCGAUCAAAACCCAUCGAACAUUCAACUGCAUCGUUGAAUACAACAUCUGUACCAAUAACUGCAAUCAAUUUGAAACAGCCACAGACAGCGACUCAACAACAUGGUUCCCACCAUCAGAUCAAGACUACAUUAACGAUGCAUGAUCAAGACAUGAAAAAGAAUGAAACCAACAACAAUAUCAAAUCCAAUCAGCACCAUCACGACAAUGUGUCUACGGAAAGUUUCUCAUCGUCGUCUUCAGAAAUUUCAUCAUCCAUUAGCGAGGAUGAGAAUGAUGAGGAAUUUCAUGUCGAUGAUACUUUAUCUGAUAAGGGGCUUUCCACACGAAAAACCAAUGAUGCAAAAGCCAGCAAGUACAAGACCAUCUCGUCUCUUCCUUCAACAAGCUCAGGAAGUUUGGCUUCAAAACUUCAAAACUCCAACAAUACAACUCCAAAAAACACUCUUGCCACAACUCGAAAGACACAACAAAAGGCCAGUGACUCUGCCUCCUCCUCUAAAAGUUUUAGGGAAGCUACUGGCUAUAAACCUCAAUUUUUUAACCCUCCAGAUGAGGUGAAAUGUAAGGAACCCUCUGAACAAAAGAAGCAGCAAUGGGAUAAGAAAAAGUCAACUCACGUAACGAAUUCGAGUCAUGCAUCAUCAGCAAAAAAGCCGUCUGUGAGAGACAUUCCAAACUCCACAAUCUAUCCACCGCCUCAACCUCACACUUCACCCAAACGACCAAGUAUGAAUCGGUCAUUGAUUGAGCCACCCUCAAAGAGUGCCACUACCGAGAAAACAACAUUAUCUUCUCAUGCAUCGAAUGGAACGACACAGCAGAAAAAACUCGCACUCAACACCUCCAGCCAUGCUGGAAAUAAUCAACAUGCCGAAGUUGCAACCUCUUCAAAGAAGGAAAGCAAUAUUCCAAAACCAUCCUCAAGAGCAACCACACCAACCUUUUCAUACGUUUCGCAAUCUGUAGAAUUGAAUCACAUGUAUGAAGAGCCAUUGGAGGCCUUAGAGGCGUCACAUUAUGGAGUUGACACGAAUAGUGAAAAUUCCUUUGAUGAAAGUCAUGACGAAUUUGAGCUCGACGAAUUAACAGCCUGCAGUGUCUCUGAUGUUGUAAAUUCCAAAAGCUGGAAGCUCAUGCGAUGGCGUAGAGACAAUUUGAGAGAAAAGAAUUUCUCUUCGUCGUUGAAGAAGUUAACAGCCAAUCGAAACAGCCAACAACAAGAGGAGCUUUCCAAAAUACCUCAACAGCUACUGCAAAAAGAUCAAAAUUACGAAUCGUGUGUGAUUGCUAGAGAUAUUACCAAUGAAAUUAUUGACUGUACAGUUCAAAAAGUGACGGCUCAGAAGAGCCAAUUCAUCCAUCUCCCAGAAGUGACAGUUUCUCUUUUCGGUAGUAUUGUGCUUUCAAAAACAGUGGAGGAAAUGCUGACACAUGCAUUGCUGUCUUCGCCGAGCUCUCACCAGCAUGUUGCCAAGGUUUCAAUAUCCAUCUUUUCAAGUGUUUCAGGAAAAAUACCAGACUAUGUUGAGAACAAUAUUCCUUGUUUUAUUGAGCUUUUUAAACCUGCAAAUCUCAACAACAUCAAAGCGUACUAUAGUACAUUUGUUAACAUACCUAACAAUAUUUCGAGCUUGGUGGGCCGCAACACCAAUCAGCUGAUAGGAACUUUUUACUACGAUAUUGAUCUACUGGCCCAAGAGGUGAAAAUUAAUUUAACCAACAAGUCGUGCUAUCAAUGGAAAGAUGCUAGCACAAUAUAUUUUCCUUUCGAGAAGAGUGAAAAAUUCGAGGGAGACUCGUCUUCGUUGAAUGCUUCACUGAUGACCUUUUUCAAGCUCAAGCGUGGGGAUACGAAAACUGACAGCUCUGAGAUUCCAUACAUUUUGAAUGCCAAGAAGAACAUCUCUAAGGUGGCUCAAUCAAAACGGUCUGUUGGUGAAAGCAAUAUUUAUGCCGUCAACUUGAAUUCCUCAGAAUCCAUGAUAGAAUCUCCUCUUCCAGUGAACAAGUCCUUAUAUAACACAACACUACAUAGCGAGGAUAUUCAGCUCUCUCCAGUUUUUAUGCCAACUUCACCAGUACAGCCACAUCACCAAAUCGGUCAAAGGAAAGCAGGAGCGACAAGCAAUGCAGGUGAGAGAAAUCCAAAAUGUUGUUUCAUGUAA